This is a messenger RNA of Vitis vinifera (wine grape), 900 nucleotides long. RefSeq lists its product as uncharacterized. The record is from RefSeq and is a predicted model, not a curated record. Lineage: Eukaryota; Viridiplantae; Streptophyta; Magnoliopsida; Vitales; Vitaceae. The transcript has a single exon. The coding region runs from base 1 to 900 and encodes 299 amino acids.
AUGACGAUUAUGGUAAUGGUGACGCUAAAGGUCACAAUCAUGGUAAUGACCACAGUAAUGGUGAUUGUAACGGUGAUGGUAAAUCUGACGGUAAUGGUUACGGUGACGGUAACAAUAAUGGUAACAGUCACGGUAACGGUGACGGUGAUGGUGAUGAUGACGGUCAUGGUGACGGUGAUGCUAACGGUGAUGGUAACGGUCACAAUCAUAGGGACAAUAACAGUGACGAUAACGGGAACGGUGACGGUAAUGGUUAUAAUGAUGGUAAAGGUAACUAUCUUGCUAACGGUCAAGGUAAUGAUUAGGGUGACAGUAACGGUAGCGAAAACUAUAACGGUGACGGUAAUGAUGACGGUGAUGGUGAUAGUAAAGGUGACGAUAACAGUAAUGGUGACUGUAAUAGUAGCAGUAACAGUCACGGUAAUGGUGACGAUAAAAGUAAUUGUAACGGUAACAAUGACUAUAAUGGUAAUGGUAACGGUGACGGUAAUGGUAACAGUAACAACGAUGGUAUUGGUUACGGUGACGGUAACAGUAGCGAGUACGGUAACGAUGAUGGUAACGGUGGCGGUGACGGUAACGGUGAUGCUAAUGAUGAUGGUGACGGUCACAAUGAUGGUAAUGGUGAUAGUAAAGGUCACAGUCUCGGUGACAAUAACGGUAACAGUGAUGUCAACGGUGACAGUAAAGGUGAUAGUAAUGGUUAUGACAAUGGUAAUAGUUACGGUAAUGGUAAUGGUAACAUUGACGGUAAUGGUAACAGUCACGAAUCACGAUUAUGGUAAUGGUGACGAUAACAGUGAUGGUGACGAUGACGGUGAUGAUAACAGUGAUGCUAACCAUGAAGGUGACGGUCACAAUAAUGGUAAUGAUGAUGGUAACUGUGAUGAAAAACAGUGA